UUUUAACAUUUUUUGUCAAUAGGCAAGGGCAGGUGAGAGGCACCGAACUGCGUCUCAAAACACAGAGAACACAGAAUCACGGGCCGAUAUAGAACGGGUACAAACUCUCGAAGCCCGUUUAAAAGCUCUUGAACAGAGUAACCCUGUAGCCAGACCCAUAUCAGCAUUACGAUGGACACGGGACCAAGUUCUGGGUAUAAAGUUUUCACGAUACAUCUUGUCAGACCGUAUCGAGAUCCAUCGCGUUGCAACUGAAUUGGACGUCAUGGAUGUGAUUGCGGGUGGGAAGGUGGAGUUGAUGGGAUGGUGUCUUGUUCGUCCUUUUGAAAAGUGUCCACCCGUUUUGUGUAAGAACCCGAUGCCGUUUUCGGUGUACAUGCAGCACCCCCUUUUUCAAGCGGAUUGUGAGAUCCUAAAGGCGCAUUACAAGUGUACGAGUCCUGUACUUGUUGGACAAUUGUUGUACCAUAUCCCGCAUGUUGGAAUGGUUGUGCAUCCUGCGCUAGUCGUGUCUUACUCCAGGUGCGUUGGAGGGGUGUUUGAACAAUGUGUAAAGCAGUGCCUUGAUAUGUAUGUACCGCCUGAUGGUGUACUACGAUCGUGGACUCGAAAUAUCACCACGGGUGACAAAAAAGAGAUGACGUCGGAACAGUCGAAACAGCCGGACCAGCUCAAGGAUACGAUUAUUGAUCUCAUGAACGAACACUUGGAAAAAAAUUUUGGAGAAGAAAUCAAAAAGUACGUGGCGCAUCAGGUCUCGCAGUGUAUAGCCGACCGUUUGAACAGGCACGAACAAAACUGCAAUGCCCUUGAAGAAACCUUACACGCCACCAUUGAAAAAGAGAUUCAAAAAGGGAUCAAAUUGACGGGUACGAAAAUGGCGAGGGUUGUGAAAGAAUUUGAAGGGGGUACACGAAAGGAGUUGUUUGACCGGUAUCAAUCGAUCCAGCAAGGUGUCUUUCAUCUUUCUGAUCGUGUAAAAAUCCUUGAGGAAGCGCGAACCAUGAUGGAUCUCGAAUGGUUGUCUCUAGCCACUUGGCGAGAGGAUACACAAUCCCGACUUCAAGCCCAUGGCGACCGUUUAUCGUCUCUUUCCUCGUCGCAAACAAUGACCACUACGACGCUGGAUGCGCUUUCCCAGUCAUGUACUACCCAUCAAGCAGAGAACACCCGUACACUCGACAAACUCCAAACCACCGUCUUUCCUGCACUAGAUCUCCUUCGCACCCGACUUGACACCCUAGAAGCCCAACAUGGGAACCACACAAUCACUGAUAUGGAAAAAAUGGAACAACGACUGGAUAGAUUGGAGAAAUCAGUAUCAGAUGACACUGAACUAAAACAAGAGAUUAUUGAACUCAUCAACGAGAUGCAGGCGCGUGUUGUGGAUUUGGUUUACGAAAAAGUUGAGCCGGUUGUAUUGAGGUUUGUUGAACAGAUUGUGCAAGGUGAGAGUGUGCAAAGUGGUGGUGAACAGUCGAGUGAAAAGGCUAGAUUAGAAAAACGGAAAAAGGAUGUUGAGGAUGAUUCUCAAAGUGGUGGUGAAAAGUCGAGUGAGAAGGCCAGAUUAGAAAAGCGGAAAAAGGAUAUAGAAGGUGAUUCUCAAAGUGGUGGUGACAAGUCGAACGAAAAAGCCAGAUUAGAAAAACGGAAAAAGGAAGCAGAAGGACGGAAAAAAGUAGAGGAUGGAAAGAAACGGGUGUCGCCUACUCAAAAAUCGAGGUUGAAUACGUUGUGAUGAUAUUAUGAUCGUAUUUUUUUUUGCCUAUUUGGUUGGUUUUGUUUUGGUUGUUUUGUAUUAUUUGUAUGUUUGGAGGGUUGUGGAUAGGGACUGAUUGUAAAUGUAGAAUAUUUUAUUGGUUAUGUUGGG
Messenger RNA from Spizellomyces punctatus DAOM BR117, 1870 nucleotides. RefSeq lists its product as uncharacterized. The transcript has a single exon. The coding region runs from base 266 to 1738 and encodes 490 amino acids. Lineage: Eukaryota; Fungi; Chytridiomycota; Chytridiomycetes; Spizellomycetales; Spizellomycetaceae. The record is from RefSeq and is a predicted model, not a curated record.